Molecule: messenger RNA, 1893 nt
Organism: Trichomonas vaginalis G3
Lineage: Eukaryota; Parabasalia; Trichomonadida; Trichomonadidae
Product: long chain fatty acid--CoA ligase family
Exons: 1
Coding region: 1-1893 (630 amino acids)
Cellular component (GO): endoplasmic reticulum; membrane
Molecular function (GO): long-chain fatty acid-CoA ligase activity
Source: RefSeq, a predicted model, not a curated record
AUGGGAGCAGACGCGAGCUUAGUCUAUGAUGAAGCAGAUAACCUUCCAGAAGAAUCGAAAAUUAUGAGAUCACCUACUCUCAACAAGUUUUCUAAAGACAGAUUUCAAUCAAGAUUCCCAGAUGCCCCGCAAGUUGGCACGCUAUAUGAUUUACUUGAAUACACAAAAUCUAUAGCGCCUGAUCUACCGUUUUAUGGCCACCGUGUUUAUGCAAAUGGAGCUUGGCAAAACGAAUUCAAGUCCCUUAACAGAGUUGAGUUCUGUGGCAUCAGAGAUGCAAUUGGUUCCUAUCUUAUUAAAAAUUGCCCAGGCAUAAAUCGUAAUAUUGGCAUUCUAAGUUACAAUAGAAUGGAAUGGGUCGAAGUACAACACGCUUGCUAUGCAUACGGCUACAUUCCUGUUCCUAUUUAUGAUACUUUUGGCUGGCAGAACAUGCUUUACAUCAUUAAUUUCGCACAUCUUACUCAUGUUUUCAUCAUUUCAACGAAAGUUGAGCAACUCCUUCAAAACAUUACAGACGAUUGUGUUCUUACAGACCUUAUUGUCAUCGAUGCCGAAGACAAACCAUUUGAUUUCAGUAAGUACGAAAAUCAUCGAAUCAAUUUCCACAAAUUCAGCGAAUGUGUUGAAUUUCCUGACCGUUAUCCAUGCAGACCACCACAACCAGAUACUCCUGCAUUCAUCAUGUUCACAUCAGGCACAACAGGCAAUCCGAAAGGCUGUGUUGUCACACACGAAAACAUGAUUUCUGCUGCAGCAACAGCCGGAUACUGGGUUUAUAACUUCAGUCAGAAUGAUUCGAUGCUUUCUUAUUUACCUCUUGCACAUAUCUUUGAAGCUUGCAUGCAUGCUGUUGGCAUGAAAGUCCUUGGAUACAUGGGAUUUUAUUCAGGAUCUUUAUCUCGAAUCACUGAAGAAUUCCAGAUAUUCAAACCAACAGCAAUUAUUGGUGUCACACGUGUUUUCGAACGUAUACAAGAAGGAAUACUUUCAAAGGUCCACGCAAAAGGCAAAUUUGCAGAGUUUGUAUUCAAAAAAGCCAUGUCAUUAAAGAUGUUUUCAAUCAACCAUCUCCGUUGCAAACACAUUCCUUUGAUUGACAGCAUCUUUAAUCCAAUCAAAGAAGCAACAGGUGGACGUGUUAAAUUCAUUGUUGGUGGUGGAUCUGCGAUGGGUGGCGAACUACAGAAUUUCAUAAGAAUUGCUUUAGGAUGUGAUGUUAUACAAGGAUACGGUCUUACAGAAACAACAGGUCCAUGCAUUGCACAAACAUAUACAGAUUAUCUCACAGGAAAUGUUGGUGUUCCAUGUGCAUGCGCUGAAUGCAAACUUAGAAGUGUUUCUGACAUGAGAUAUCUCGUAGAAAAUGGAGAAGGAGAACUUCUUGUUCGUGGUCCUGGUGUUAUCAAAUCAUACUACAAUAACGAGGAAGAAACGAAAUCAAACUUCGAAGAUGACUGGUUCAAGACAGGCGACAUCUUCAAAGUAACAAAAACAGGUCAACUUUCUGUAAUUGGCCGUCGUAAAGAAAUCAUAAAACUUUCACAAGGUGAAUAUGUUUCAAUCCAGAAACUAACAUCUAUUUACAGCACUGUUCCAGGUGUUGUUCAGAUUUACAUACAUGGCGGUCUUACAUCGAGAUACUUGACUGCAGUUGUUGUUACAGACAUCAAAUGCACAACAACAGAAAAAGAAUUUGUUGAUCUUUUCAACCAAAAAGCUAUUGAGUACAAACUUAAUGGUUUUGAGAAGAUCAAAGGUGUAUAUAUUACACACGAAGAGUUCAGUACAAGCAAUGGAUUGUUGACACCAUCAAUGAAACUCCGUCGCAAAUGCAUUGAAGACAGAUACAUCCACGAACUUGAGAAAGUUGAAUCAUCAAUUGUUCAAUAA